AUGACGCCAUACAGAGAUCCUCUUACUCCAAAGCAGAUUUCGUACAAUAGGUCUCGAGAACGAGUUAUAAUAGAAAGACGUUUUGGCCAAGUUAAACAGCGUUUCCCUAUACUGCAAACCAAAGUUCGCAUAAAAACAGAAAAAGUCUCAUCUUUUAUUUUAAACUGCUUUAUUUUGCAUAAUGUUGCAAAGCACCUCAACGAGGAAAAUUUUGAAAUCUUGCAAGAUCUCAACAAUAAUGGCGAUGAAGCUGUACAGAUGCCUGUAGAAUAUGGAAAACCAUCAACUUCAGCAUCAUCACAACAGUUGGGAGAAGUUUGCUCAGUUACCACCUCACAACCAGAAAAUCUUGAUGUAACUACAGUAGAACCAAUUGAGGAGCAUUCUUCAGAAGCAAGUGAGUAA
Acanthoscelides obtectus is the source of this 405-nucleotide messenger RNA. The record is from the annotation of a GenBank genome assembly. NCBI's taxonomy places the organism in Eukaryota, Metazoa, Arthropoda, Insecta, Coleoptera, Chrysomelidae.